This is a messenger RNA of Phaeodactylum tricornutum CCAP 1055/1, 1080 nucleotides long. RefSeq lists its product with no specific name. The record is from RefSeq and is a predicted model, not a curated record. The transcript has a single exon. Lineage: Eukaryota; Bacillariophyta; Bacillariophyceae; Surirellales; Neidiaceae. Bases 24 to 1040 code for a protein of 338 amino acids.
CGCACCGAAGACAGCCAUAAAAAAUGGGCGAAGUCAUAGACUUUACUGAAGCACCUCCAGUCGGAGGGAAAACUGUGCUACUCUUUUGGGCUCCUUGGCACGAAGCUUCCGCAGCGGGCGGUCCGAUGGACCAAGUGCUGCGAGCACUAGCUUCAUCAACGUCUGAGACGGUUCGCUUCGGGCGAAUUCAGGCCGAAAAGCUUCCGGAUGUUUCAGAUCGCUACGGUGUAUCGGUGGUACCGACAUUUAUUUUGCUAAACGAAGCUGGGGUUGUGGUCGAACGUAUCGAUGGCGGAGACGAUGUCUCUCAAGUAACCCAGGCAGUGCAACGACUCGUGGCGGCCAGUCCGUCGCAAGGAGGGGGAACUGGCGGAGAUCUAGUUUCCCUUUCCCCAACAGAGAUGUUGACGCAACGGUUGGAGAGACUCAUUCGAUCGUCCGAAGUAAUGCUUUUCAUGAAGGGUGUACCGACCGCGCCUAGGUGUGGCUUCUCCCGCCAAGUCGUGGACAUGUUACAGGAAGAAAACAUUCCGUUUGGUAGUUUCGAUAUCCUUUCGGAUGAGAAUGUACGUCAAGGACUAAAGACGCAUUCCAAUUGGCCGACAUAUCCACAAAUCUAUGCCAAGGGCGAUCUCAUUGGAGGCUUAGAUAUUCUAAAGGAAAUGAAAGAGGAAGGGAGUCUGAAGGAACAAUUUGGUAUAACUGCAACAGCAGAAGCACAGCCUUCUUUGGAAGAACGCCUGAAGAAGCUUAUCAAUAGAAACCGUGUCAUGCUGUUUAUGAAAGGUUUGCCAUCUGCGCCGCGCUGUGGCUUCUCUCGGCAAACGGUAGAAAUUUUGGACUCUGAAUCUGUUCCUUACGACACCUUCGACAUUUUGCAAGAUGAGGAGGUUCGUCAAGGUUUGAAAUCGUACUCCAACUGGCCAACUUUCCCUCAGCUAUACGUAGACGGAGAUCUGGUAGGUGGACUAGAUAUCAUUCAAGAAAUGGAAGAGGAUGGUAGUCUUUCUGAAUUGCUAAAAGGUGCACACGGACAGUAGUUUAUCGGAAUACCAUAAUAGCUUAUUCUUACGUCUGAAA